Messenger RNA from Hyalella azteca, 1426 nucleotides. RefSeq lists its product as uncharacterized. The transcript has 4 exons. The record is from RefSeq and is a predicted model, not a curated record. Gene Ontology annotation, molecular function: chitin binding. Gene Ontology annotation, cellular component: extracellular region. Lineage: Eukaryota; Metazoa; Arthropoda; Malacostraca; Amphipoda; Hyalellidae. The coding region runs from base 25 to 1203 and encodes 392 amino acids.
GCAGCAGAAGUUAACGCACACAUCAUGUCUUCCUCGCACGUUCUCCACGCAGCUCUUCUAGUCAUCUCGGUAGCCUACGUUGCUGCUGGUCCGAAAGCUCUUGGGUUCGAGUGCAAAGAGGAAGGCCGCUUCCCCAACCCUUCAGACUGCACGUCCUUCUUCACGUGCGUGAAGGACAACGACGGGGACUACGUAUCCUUCGAAGGAUCCUGCAGAGGAUACGCCUUUGACGCCGGACGACAAGUCUGCGUCUCUACUGAAACAGUUCCUGAUUGCUCACCCCGUAAAUCAAGGCAUAUUAGCUCCAAUCCUCAAUAUGCCGAGCUCUGUACGAACGACUCGUUCAUUUGCGUGGACUGCAAGACGGUCAUCAACUGCGUUAAUGGCACAGCCUUCGAAGACUCCACUUGUACGUCUGGCUUCACAUGUCAGACGCCAGCAUCUUUCGAGGGCCAGGCCACUUGUUACACAACACAAACCCAAGACAAUGAGUGUCAGUGUGAGGAAGACAACCAUUUUGAGACAGAUCCUUAUAAUCCCAACGGAUUCUACUUCUGUCCAUCGAACGGCAGUGAUCCGAUGGUUUAUCAUUGCCCGGAUGAGAUGAUGUUCGAUGAAACCUUGAUAGACUGCACCAACCCUGAAGGGAUCCCUGCAUGCACCAAAAGCGGAGUUUUUUCAAACCCAUCCAACUGCAGCCAGUAUUACAUGUGUAUCCGAACAUCAUCAGGCUGGGCGCAGAAAAUCUUUGAUUGUGAAGACGAUUUGAUGUUCAACGACAACACCAAGAAUUGUUCAGACCCUUGCAGUUGGCCUACGACGACUUUUGACUGCACCGAAGAAGGAAGGUUUGCAGAUCCUAGCAGCUGCGAGAACUUCUACCUGUGUAUCGCUGACCCUGAAGAAGAAGGUGACUUCAUCCAAACGCUAAAGAGGUGCCCCUUGAAUUACAUUUGGGAUCCUAACGCCUCAAACAGCUCCGGGCAUUGCGCUUCACCUACCAACCCCAAAACCACCAAGUGCACUCCAGUCGUCGAGAGCACAUGCGAGAUCCCCAUCACUUGUGGCAACGGGACCUCCCGCUCCGCCCCCUCUCCAAGCAGACGCUCCGCAUUCCGCGGACAAAUGCUAAGCUUCGUUUCCGGGGCAGACCCAAUCCAGAACGUUAUUGACAUCAUGAAUGACGUCAGUUCAAAGCUUUAAAAAUAUCAAGCAUGUGCUCAAUUAAGUAAAUAGUCCAAAUGCUAAGCUUCAUCAGCACUCAUCGGGUCGUACGUCCGUUUGUUAAAUAUAUAUAAUCGUUUCAAGUUUUAUUGUUGUUCCAUUGUUGUUGAUUAUUUAUAGUUAAAUAAAUCUCUCCCAAAAUUGUAUAUCAAUGUCCUUCGACCAAGCACAUUUCUGCAUGCGAUAAGUAGCUACAAUUCUC